This is a messenger RNA of Esox lucius (northern pike), 1657 nucleotides long. RefSeq names its product regulator of microtubule dynamics 1 (gene rmdn1). Bases 49 to 987 code for a protein of 312 amino acids. The transcript is spliced from 10 exons. The record is from RefSeq and is a predicted model, not a curated record. NCBI's taxonomy places the organism in Eukaryota, Metazoa, Chordata, Actinopteri, Esociformes, Esocidae. Gene Ontology annotation, molecular function: microtubule binding. Gene Ontology annotation, cellular component: cytoplasm; spindle microtubule; mitotic spindle pole.
AUAUAUAUAUGUGUGCUCACAAGACGCUUAUCAAUCACUGAGUUCAGUAUGAAAAUGACGUUAGGAGCACAUUUUCUGAGAUGUUCUGCCCGGAAUGUGUUGUCGGUGCCAGGUUGUAAAACUGUGAAUAUCCGAGGACAUCGUCGACAGCACUGGACUACUUUUAGGAACAUCACCUCAACUACUACCGGUGGAAAAACUGCAUUCCUGCUCACCUUACCAACACUAUCUUACCUUAGCCUGGAAGCAUACAAGAAAGUGCAGAGUGACGCUGUGGUCCACGCUCUGGAAAAAGCUGAAGAGGUUGUUGAGCAAGCAGACUACCUGUACAGCUGUGGGGAGACAGAAAAACUCUACCAGCUUCUGCUACAGUAUAAAGACAGUGAUGAUGCAGAGUUCCUGUGGAGGCUGGCGCGGGCGUCUCGGGAUGUUUCCCUCCUCGCUCACAUUGCUGCUAACGAGAAGAAGAGGCUGACCUACGAGGCCUUUGAAUACACCAAGAAGGCCCUAGAGAAGAACGACGCCUGCUUUGCAGCACACAAAUGGUUUGCAGUGUGCCUUAGUGACAUAGGCGAUUACGAGGGGGUCAAAGUAAAAAUCGGAAAUUCUUACAUCAUUAAAAAACAUUUAGAGAGGGCCAUUGAACUUAAUCCAAAAGAUGCCACAUCCAUCCAUAUCUUGGGUUAUUGGUGUUUUGCCUUUGCGGAGUUGGCCUGGUAUCAACGCAAAGUGGCUGCCAUGAUCUUUGCCUCCCCUCCCACUGCAACAUACGAAGAAGCUUUGGCAUUCUUCCUGAAAGCUGAAGAAGUGGACCCCAACUUCUACAGUAUGAAUCUUCUGAUGCUGGGGAAGACCUAUUUAGCAAUGAAGGACACAGAGAAAGCUGUUCAUUGGCUGAGUAAGGCAAAGGAAUACCCCCCCCACACAGAGGAAGACAAGCAGGUCCAUAAAGAGGCCCUUGACCUUUUGAGGAAGAUUGGUGCAUAAGAAGUCCUAGUGACAUGAAGAUUAGAGGGCUUGGAUGUGUGUAAUAGUGUAAUUAUCCAGAAUUUCUGUUAACUUUCAAUCCAGGAAGUACUGCACAUAACAUAUGGCCUUAACAGGAAAUGAAUGCCUUUCUAUAUGAGCAUGUGUGUUUAGUGAUUUGCAUACAGAUUCUGUGAAACAAAUGCAAUUUUAAUUUAAUGUGUUUUAAAGCAUGGGUUCAAAUCAGGCCUACAGCUCUUUAAGACCAACCUUUUUUUCCUCUUUCACCAUAUACAUAUAUAUUAAGCAUAAAAUGCCUGAGAAUAUAAAAUACCUUUAAUGUAAUGUUUCCGGAAUGCUAAAAGCCUUGGAGCAACCUUUGCUUAGGAUUGCUCAGCCCAUAUAAAAAAAUAUACAGUAAGAAAUUUGUAAUGGACUAGAUUUAUUUUAGACUGUAGAGUUGCCCUCUGGAAGGGUGGGACAGCCAGAAGACCAGAGUAUCAUCUGCAUAGAAAUGAAUAGAACAUGAGAAUAAGGUAAAGUCAAAUUAAUUGCGGUGUAGAAACAAGGUCAAAGUCUAGAAUCUGCUUCCUGUGGGACACCAGAAAUGAGACUGUGGAGCAUACAAAGACUAUCCAUGAACAGGUUUUUUUUUUUUUUGUUUAAAUAAAAUGCCUACAGUUUGAACAAA